AUGACAGCCAAAUGUCCGCCGCCGACCGAUGCCUUUCGAGAUCUGUCUCGCAUUUUUGCGAGCAGAGGCGGCCGCGUCCUUGAAUUUGAGAUCCUAGUGCCGGGGUUUGGUCCCGUGCUUGAAGAUGAUGGCGCGGUCGGAGUCUCGAAGAAGUACCUACUACAGGCGUUUGUAACUGCGCGACAGAUAUUUUUCGACAGUUUGAAGGCGAACCCUAAUUAUACCGGCGACGAUACAUUGCCAGGAAGCUCAAAUCACAAGGUCCACGGCGAGGAUGCGGAUAAGGACGUCGCAGUUGCCUCCGAGAUCAUCCUCCUCUUCGAUUGCGAACAUCUGACAGCAUGUAACUGGAGAAAGAAAAGGCUAUGCGCCCUAUCCAGUUCAGAUAAGGAAACACUUAUCCAUGCCUUGGAUAUCGAACUCUCCUUAAUGACAACAUUCCUCGGCUCCCCGCUCCAUCGCCAUACCAAGUCGCCGACACUCUGGCAGCAUCGUCAAUGGAUUCAAUCGCAGCUUAUUCGAUUGCGAAAGCCAGACUUCGAGGGUGUCCAAGAAAUUCUUCACAGCGAAUUGGCUAUUGCUCUAAGAGCAGGGCAACUUCAUCCCCGGAACUACUACGCCUUUACCUACAUUCGACAAAUGCACCGCGUACUAUCCGGGCUAGGUCAAGAAGAUAGCGAAGCAUGGAUUGUCCAACUAGCACAGUCCAUUGUCAAACCUACAUCGGACUGGUGCAUUUUACAUCCGGGUGAUAUAUCAGGCCUGAUGUUCCUGCUUUAUCUGCUAGAUGCUGUUCCAGAUGCCGCUCUUCGGCUCGAAACUGUCGCCCGAGUAGUUCGCUAUGCUCUGAAUACCGACUGGGAGCGCGAAAGCAUUUGGACGUUCAUCGACCUGGCUAACAGGAAAUUCAAACUACUUGAAUCUCUGGGAGAUUCACCAACAUACCCAUGGAGUGCCCUCUGCCACUGUGCCUUGUCGGACAAUCUGCAGCAGGGCGCGAUUAAGGCCGGCCCGUCAUGGAAGACAUGGCUUGAUAGGGCACGCAUUCACUGGUCCCAAAGCCGACAAACCACACAUACACCACCCACGUAA
This is a messenger RNA of Aspergillus puulaauensis, 1092 nucleotides long. RefSeq lists its product as uncharacterized. The record is from RefSeq and is a predicted model, not a curated record. Gene Ontology annotation, cellular component: cytoplasm. Lineage: Eukaryota; Fungi; Ascomycota; Eurotiomycetes; Eurotiales; Aspergillaceae. Bases 1 to 1092 code for a protein of 363 amino acids. The transcript has a single exon.